AUAAAGAAAUUCUUUCAGAUCCUACAGUAAAAAAAAGAGAUAUAAAUGUAUAAAUGAAAAAUGAUAAUUAGAGCUAAUGGCUCAUAAAGAAGCUAAAAAAAUGGAGAAACAAAUAGCAAUCAUAGGAGCAGGAAUUAGUGGGCUUGCUGCAUGCAAAUAUUCACUCUCAAAGGGAUUCAAACCCAUUGUUUUUGAAUCCAGAAGUGGAAUUGGAGGCGUUUGGGGUAAAACUAUUAAGACUUGUCGUCUUCAAACUCCUAAACAAGACUACCAAUUCUCAGAUUUUCCAUGGCCAGAUUCAGUUCAAGAGUUUCCUACCCAACAGCAAGUCAUGGAUUAUCUUCACUCUUAUGCCCGCCAUUUUGAUUUGCUUAAGCAUAUUAGGUUUAACACCAAAGUUAUCAGCGUUGACUAUGAAGGUCACUCAGAAGAAGAAAUGAAAUCUUGGAGUUUAUGGGGGGGCAAUGGGGAGGCCUUUAGCUCUAAGGGGAAAUGGAAUGUUCAAUUUCAACAUAACCAAACUCUUUUGACUCAGGUAUGCCGAGUGGAGUUUGUGAUGCUGUGCACAGGGUGUGCAAGUGAUGUUCCAAAUAUCCCGGAAUUUCCUCCCGGAAAGGGCCCGGAAGUAUUUAACGGCAAGGUGAUACACUCCAUGGAUUUCUAUGCCAUGGAUCAUCAACUUGCUUCCAACUUCGUAAAAGGGAAGCGAGUAGCUGUCGUCGGCUUCCAGAAAUCUGCAUUAGACAUUGCGAUGGAGUGCGCCACACAAAAUGGAAUUAAAAAUCCAUGUAAACUUCUGUAUAAGAAAGCACAUUGGCACAUUUCUGAUGAAUUUCCAUGGGGAGUACCUAUAACAUUUCUUUACCUUAAUCGUUUCUCGGAGCUUCUCGUUCAUAAGCCUGGUGAAAGUUUUCUUCUCAGUCUCCUCGCAACAAUUCUUUCUCCUUUGAGAUGGGCAACUGCUAAAUUUGUUGAAAGCCACAUCAAGCACAAGCAUGGUUUGGCAAAAUACGGAAUGGUACCCAAACAUGGUUUUUAUGAACAAAUCAGUUCUUGUUUACUCACAACAUUACCUGAUAAUUUUUAUGAUAAAGUUGAAGAAGGAAGCAUCAUUCUCACAAAAGCUCCCAAAUUUAGCUUUUACAAAAACGGUAUUAUGAUAGAUGGUCAGGACCAACCUCUAGAAACUGACAUAGUCAUAUUAGCUACAGGAUUUAAUGGUCACCAAAAGCUCAGAAACAUUUUUAAGUCCAAAUUCUUUCAAGAAUGCAUAAUUGGAUCCCCUGAUACAACACUUCCCCUUUACAGGGAAUGUAUUAAUCCGCGGAUUCCGCAACUAGCGGUAAUUGGAUAUUCAGAAAGUCUGUCAAACAUGUUUACUUCGGACAUAAAAUGCAGAUGGCUAUCAGAGCUUCUUGAUCGGAGAUUCAAGAUUCCGAGCAUAGACGAAAUGGAAAAAAAUGUGGAAAAUUGGAAUAAAUUCAAAAAGAGAUAUGCAGGAUCAUACUAUAAGAAAUCGUGUAUCGGAAGCAUUCAUAUCUGGUACAAUGAUCAACUUUGCAAAGAUAUGGGAUGGAACCCAAAGAGAAAAAAAGGAAUCUUUGCUGAACUAUUUGAACCUUAUGGACCUCAAGAUUACGUUUCACCUUUAAAUUAAUUAGUUUUCAUGAACUUUAAUUCUUGUAUAUGUUAUUUGUUUUUUGUGGUGUUGCAGAUUCCAGGUUUGUGGAAUAUGUUUUCAUUGCCUGCAUUUAGUCCAUCAAUACAUUUUGUAUUAA
Messenger RNA from Mercurialis annua (annual mercury), 1778 nucleotides. RefSeq names its product probable flavin-containing monooxygenase 1. Lineage: Eukaryota; Viridiplantae; Streptophyta; Magnoliopsida; Malpighiales; Euphorbiaceae. The record is from RefSeq and is a predicted model, not a curated record. The transcript is spliced from 5 exons. Gene Ontology annotation, molecular function: NADP binding; flavin adenine dinucleotide binding; N,N-dimethylaniline monooxygenase activity. The coding region runs from base 77 to 1657 and encodes 526 amino acids.